UGCAUACGUAGAGCGCUCAAUGUUUUUUUGUAUUUACAGUAAAGUGCAUAACAUCUGAAAGACUGUACAGUCGCAUCUCUAAACGCCGAGUCUGUGUCUUUAAUGAAAGUGUAUCGACUGUAGAAUGAUGUCAGUCUGCGGCUAUGCGCACAGUUCAUAUAGCGUCCAUGUGAGCGUCAUUCACUUCCUGCACAAGGAUACAUUGGGGGGAGAGAGAGAGCAGCGAGAGAGAGAGAGCGCUGGGGGCGAGCAGGCAAGAUAGGAGAGCGAGCAAGCAAACGAGGUGAACUCGGGGCCUGCCUAUGCUACAGACGGAACCUGGAAACUUUACAUCGCAAGAAAUAAAGCUGUGCCCGCUACUGACAGCAACCUUUUAUGGAGGAGCGACCAUAUCGGAUGUCCCUUUCUCUGGCCUUGUCAGUGGUGACUCUCUGAAGCCUCUUCCUCCUCCUCCUCCUCCUCUUUCUCCACCACCAUGUCCCAGCUGCUCCACUUGGAGAUCCCCAACUUCGGCAGCACGGUGCUGGGCUCCCUCAAUGAGCAGCGCCUGCUCGGUCAGUACUGUGAUGUCUCCAUCCUGGUUAAAGGCCAGGCCUUCAAGGCCCACCGGGCUGUACUAGCCGCCAGCAGCCUCUACUUCCGAGACCUGUUUAGCAGCUCGUCCAAGAGCCAGUUUGAGCUGCCCUCGUCGGUGACUCCCGCCUGCUUCCAGCUGAUAUUAUCCUUCUGCUACACGGGAAAGCUGACCAUGGCAGCCAGUGAGCAGCUGGUGGUGAUGUACACCGCCGGGUAUCUUCAGAUCCAGCAUAUUGUGGAGCGGGGCAUGGACCUGAUGUUUAAGGCCAACUCGCCCCAUUGUGACUCUCAGACGGCAGCCAUGGAGGAGCAGCAACCAGGCUCAGAGCCCCAGAGCCCCAGUAACAACACACUGGCCGGGUCAGGGACGUCCAUCCUGGGGCCGCCGGGCUGGUCCCCCUCCCUGGUGCAGCCCACGCGGAGGAUCAAACUGGAGGGGUGCGAUCCGUUGCCCAGCCUGAGUCACCAUAAGAAAGGGUCCUCUUCAUCUGAGCUGGGAGGGAGGCUCUCCAAGGGAAGCUCAUUGUUCUACACGGGGGCGGGGGGAACCACCAUCUUCCCCGGGAUGCAGCCCUAUCCAGUGGCAGGGGGAGAGAGGUCCAGUCCUGGGGCCUCCAGCCUGCCUACCACGGACAGCCCAACCUCCUACCAGAAUGAGGAUGAGGAGUUUGAGGAAGAGCCGUAUGACGGGAUCACGGAAGAGGCCUACAGUCAGAUCUAUGGGCGCUCAGCCAACCCAUACGGAAUCCAGGAAAAGCCAGAGAUGGCAGCCAUGCCCCUGUCCCUGGAGAGCCGCUCCUGUGUGCUGAUCCGUAGGGACCUGGUGGCCCUGCCCGCCAGCCUCGUCAGCCAGAUCGGCUACCGCUGCCACCCCAAGCUCUACACCGAAGGAGACCCGGGGGAGAAACUGGAGCUGGUGGGAGGUACAUCUGUGUUUAUGACACGAGGCCAGCUAAUGAACUGUCACCUGUGUGCUGGCAUCAAACACAAAGUCCUACUGCGUCGCCUGCUCGCCACCUUCUUCGACAGGAACACCCUGGCUAACAGUUGUGGGACUGGCAUCCGCUCUUCCACCAGUGACCCCAGUAGGAAACCUCUGGACAGCCGCGUGCUCAACGCUGUCAAACUCUACUGUCAGAACUUUGCACCCAACUUCAAAGAGAGUGAGAUGAACGUGAUCGCCGCAGACAUGUGCACCAACGCGCGACGCGUUCGCAAACGCUGGCUGCCCAAGAUCAAGUCCAUGCUGCCUGAUGGUAUGGAGGUCUACCGGGCCGGUGUAGGGGUGGCUGCUGGUGUGGGCCUGGGCCUGGCCCUGGGAGCCGCCGGACCCGGGGUAAUGCUCCCCUUCGAAACCGAUUUUAAAUCCCUGACCCCCUCUAGCCUGUCCCUGGACCAGAGGCUGUACUCAGAGCAGAAGGACCCACGCAGGACUCACUCUCUGUUGGACACAGUCAGCCCAGGGAUGGGGGAGGCUGGAGGGGAGGGCGUGGACGCAGAAAUUGUCGGUCCCCAGGGAGGGGAGGAGGAACAGGAGGAAGAGGAGGAGGAGGAGGAGGCUGGGUUGGAGGGGGCCUUGAUGCCGGGAGGCGAGGCCGUGGGGCGGGGUGACAUGGCCCCAGGACAGGAAGGGAAGGAGUUAGGAGAGGACCUGCGAAUGAACGGGCAGUGAACAUCCUCUGGCGUCUAUCUCUGAUCCAUCCACCGCCACACUUUCUUUCACUCGCUCUUUCUCUCCUCUUCCACCCCUCCUCCUCCGCCCUUUCCUAAGGUAACCUCUCAGUACAAAAAGCCAUGCUCUCAGAACUUACAGUACAACACACACACACACGGUGUAUUCUUUAGCAGGGCAGGGAGUACAAGAUGUGCUAUGUUGAACAGACACAAGCAUUGCCGGGGAACAAACCGAAUUACUUAGCGAGAAUAAAAAAAUCUCUCAUUUGAACAUGGAAGAACUUUACUUUAGUCCUGAGACAUCAGGUAAUUUUCUCCAGUCAAUUUUUAGUAUUCAUCUUCAAGACCACAUUGUAGUUAAAACUGAAAAAAAGUAACACUAUUGUGUUAUCCUUCCUGCAUAGUUGUAGAACUUGCUACACAACAGUAACAGUUACUGUACAUCUAUGGAGUGUGGGUCAGAUAAGACUGUAAAAUGAUAGUCCUCUUUCUAGGAAAGCAAGCAUGGGUUCUAUAAAUAACCUAAGUAACCUUGAAACAGAUCACACUACACUGGGGGUGUGAGAGACUAAACAUACAGUACUCUACAGGAGCAACAUGGCUCAGUGUAUUUAAUACAAUUUACCAUAUUCCUUCUUAAAGUGCCACACAAAUUCUUGGAAGAUAUAAUAUGUUCUCGUCGCAACAUACAGCAAAUCAGUUGAACAAUUUCACGUUGGGAAAAAAAAAAUAGCAUGUGAUGUUGUGAGAGAGAGAGAGAGAGAAGAGAGAGAGAGAGAGAGAGAGAGAGAGAGAGAGAGAGAGAGAGAGAGAGAGAGAGAGAGAGAGAGAGAGAGAGAGAGAGAGAGAGAGAGAGAGAAGAAACUUUUAACCUCCCUUUGUGUUGCUUAAGGGUUGUGGUUUUCCACGCAAAUUGAAAAGAUUAUCUGGAAACACGAAGAGCUUUUUGUCUAUGGAUCAUCCUUAGACAAGAUGACGUCAUCUUUGAUUGGCCAGUCAAUGCAAUGCCUGUGUCUUUUAACGGAUAGAUGCACGUACAUACAGUACAUAUACACACACGCACAAUCACUGUUCCCACACACCUUGUGAUUUUAACCUCUAAUACAGUACUGAUGCAUCUGAGACUCUGACAAAUCAGAUUAACAGUGCUUGCAAACUUAGCAUACCCUUACAAUAGUACACAGUAACACAGACUGAGUCAUGGAAACGUCAGAGACACGAACAUGCACUAACAGAAAGCUUGCAUGCAAAACGAAUACAGAGAAUCUAAAAUACAUCAACAACAGAGCCACUUAUGAAUAUGCAUACAGAAAAGAAACAACAGCUGCAGUUGCCUGAAGAUACAUCAUUAAUAUGGAAGGAGGUACCUUUAUAUAUGCGUUUCUUUUCAGAGUCAUGCAUUUCGCCUGUGUUUCACCCAGGUUUGUUAACUUGGGUAUGGCCUGGCUUUCAUCUGGGGUGGAGGGCACUAGAGACAUGCUGAAUUGAGCAUACUACAUAGUAGUGAGGACUUCAAAGUGAGUUGCCGGUGAAAAGCACGGUUUUACUAGCGUCACGGCGUGCUCGAAAGGAUCAGCACUAAGACUACAGCACCCAGCCUACAGCUUUCUUGCAUCCGCUAUUUGUUUUUUGUAAAUUAUUGAAUGAAACUAAUAUAAUACAUUUCUGUUGGCUUAUUGCAUUUGCACUUGAAGAGGUUAUAGGAAGAGAUUGAUGGGGAGCUUAUGGAGAUGCCUAGACUGUUCUAAAGAAGUAGGCUAACUGAAAUUUGCCCCCAUAUCUCCUUGUUCGAUUGGAGGAUUUGAGGUAAUGUGGACUUGGAUGGUCGGUCAUGCUGACGGCGACUGUUGCUCUACGGCAGGGGGGAGACGAGAGACAAAAUGUUGCACAGCGACAUUUACUAGUUUUGUUGCACUUUAGUUUUUGUAUAUUUUGUCUCUUCUCGCUCUGUUACUUUUUGCCAAAAGUAGGGAAGAAGUCUAUAAAUAGCUUCUAACGAUAAUGGUUGGUCGAUAACCCACCGGAAUAAGUUGCUUGGGGUAACACAUCGAUAGACCUAUCAGACACCCACACUGUAUGUUGUAGUUUAUGAAUGUGUGCUUGAUCAUAAGACCUGGGUAAAAACAUAAGGUAAGGAGACAGUAGAAUUGGAGUGGUCCCAAAAACCUAAAUAAUCAACUUCCAAGACAAUAAUUUUAAUGGCCAGCCUUCUGAAAAGCCUUGCUUUGAAUUGUUGUCUUAUAAUCGCAUGAUUCAAAAGCACAUCAUGUUUGUCAUAUGUUAUUGUUCUAUAUUAAGUGAAAAUAAGAUUGAUCUGGUUUUUAGAAUAGCGAAUAUCAAUGUCAACCGACGACAGCCUACACUAAGCCACGAUUCAAGACGCUGGCAGUUAUCAUAUUGGCUUGGGAUCUCAACAACGAAACAACAAGAUCACAUUUCCUCUGUCAAAUUCAAAUGCUUUAUUAUAUGUGCCAUUUUUUUAGACUGGGCCCGUUAUGUUGUGUUGAAUAUCUAUAUGAUCCUGUUGUAUGGUUAUUUUGGGGAGGCAUUGACAUGGUCCGGUUUCUUUAAUAAGGAGCACAGGGUUAUAAUUGCACUAGGUAAUGAGAAAACAAAAAUGUUUACAAGAGUAUUUUUUGGAGAAAUGUGACCUGCAUAGGAUAAUAAGGCAGGGCAGGGGGAUGUGGGUGAGUGGGUGUGUGGGACUAUGGGUAAAUGUGAACUGUAGAACUGCUUCACCUAUCCUUGGUAGAGUACGGGAACAGUACUGUACAGUAAAAUACAGUAUCUUGGUACCACAAGAUAACUAUUUUCUAGCACCUUGUACAGUGUUGUAUGUACUCAUUUAAAAGUGGGCCAGAGAAUGGAAUAACAUGACACUUCUUUGAAAACAAAGGUGGGGUAUCUGACUUUCCCUCUGAAGGCCACUAGAGCUGCUGUGUGAUUUCAAUAAAGUAGCACUGUGAAAGUCUUCCAUUGUGGAAAAUCUCCAAAUAUACAGUCAAACUAGCAAUGUUUGUACUGUAGGCCUAUAUACUUAUUCUAUCCACAUCCCGACAAGAAACCAAUUAUCUUCCUGGUUCUCAAUCUCUAUUCAUCUAUAAGUAAACCUGCUUGUUGCAAAUCACUAAUACGAUAGGAAAGAUAGACUGUAAACCAAACCUGUAAUAUAGAGGUAAUAACUGCAAAUCGACUCCUUUGGUCAAUUUGCAUGUGCAACCACUACUGGCUCUAAGGGGAAGUGAAAUGGCUUUCCAGUAAAAUACUGUCAUUUAGGGAGGUGAGUUUUCCUGUUCUGAAGAAGGGGCGGGGAUCAGUGCCUUAAUUGAGACUGCAGGGGGAGAGAGUGUUGUGCUUAGUCACCAUCUGUUUGCAUUGGGACCUCAACAAAUACAGAAACUAGCUUUAGAGUCCUAAUGACAUAAUGGAGAGUUUUAUGUACAGUUCUGAAUGCUAAGGUAAAAAUGAUGCUGACGGGAAAUAGGCUCUGUUUUCUCAGAACACAUUGGCAGGUGAGGUUAGGAUGGAGGUGUCUUGCUUUUUCUUGGAAAAUAACCCCUACAGCUUUAAGAACUGUGUUCUUGUAAGCAAAUAAUAAUAAUGACUUUGGACUUAAGCCCCGAACCAUUUGCCUUCCUAAAUCUCAGCAAAACAUGUGUAAACUCGAGGAAAACAAUACUGUGACAUUUUGCAUGGAACUGCUUGUAUAGGUCUAGAGAAUCUGACAGACUACAAUAGUGACAUAUUAUCACAUAUAUUAGAAACCUUUGUUAGUUUCAUGCUACUGGAUUGUAAUAACAACCAGGUUUACUCCAUGACUUGUCAGUAGUGGUCUAUACUGCUUGAGUGGCAGGUUAUUUAGUUAUUGGUGUCACUUUGUUAUUUCAAAACCAUCUGGAUAACAUGUGAACUUGAUCAAUCUGCAAGAUAUAUAUAUAUAUAUAUAGAUAUAUCACACACUCAAACAGUUAUCACCAUAAAUGUCCACAAAGAGUGGAAAAGCUUCAGAUGACCCAUGGAGUAGGCUACAGUAGUACAGACUUUCACCCAUAGGAGCCCUUAUGUACAUUCUCUUUGUUUAUUUACCUUUUUUAAUGCUUCAACUUGUUUAUAUCUGAUCCGCUUCCUGCCUGCCUUUCUGCAUCUUCUGUACCUGAUUCUGUCCAAGCCCCCCAAAAAACACCCUCACAAACUGUACUCUUAGCUCUCGCCCUAACGUCUUUUUGUGGGGGUGAAGUUGGAAAUGAAAUGAUGUUGCACUAGAAAACUGAGUGAAGCUCAGAGAAUGUCGUGGCUAACCGAAAGAGAAUGAGCUCUUUUUUGUGGUGGCUGAGGAAAUAAAGUUCUGUCCCAUAUGUAACAUAAUACAAUGCUAUAAUUUACAAUGUUUACGUUAGUGCAGCACUUUGCUAUUUCUUCAAAUAGAGGCCUAUUGACUACCAGAAAUCAGCGAUAACCUGACAUCGCAUUUUGGUCUAGCUUGUCCAACAAAACCUAUGAAUUCAAUAAGUAGGAUAGAAUAUGGGAUUGUGCUGGGUGGGUGUGUAAAUCCACCAUUUUGGCAAUGCAAUGUGAACAGUCUGCACACAGUAAUCUGAGCUGUUAAGUGUUCCCCAUAACCAACUGCUUUGUGUGGCAUAUGGUUACCCAAUUCCUACAGUACACACUUCUACACAGCUCUAACUCAGUACCCCUGGUUUGGCUUUUAGUCCUGAAAGGAGAGGUUCUAAAAUACAGUAACUACAAGUCCUUUCAUAUGGAUUUUCGACAUGUUGAAAUAGGGUCAGCCUCAGUAGCAACAGGCUUUUUGUUAAAUGUCUGUAAUGCAUGCUGAUACCCAGACACCCAUUAUUCCUACCUUAUUGAAGUCUAUGAUCUUGACACAUUUUACUUCUAAAUUAUAUCAAGCUCUUUACUAUGGUCGCUUCUGACAAAGCAGACGGCCAUGAAUGAGUGUCCAUUUUGUCUACCAAUACAAAACCUAUUGACUGUUAGCAUAAACCCACCCAGCUUACUACAGUAAAGUCUGAGGAAUUGGAAGACUGACUAUUGCAAUGGAUGUGCAUGUGAACCUAUGGACAGAAUAAGAAAAUAACUGCACUAAGUUUGUUUGUUUGUCUUUGGACAUAAUGCCAUUAAAAUAAAGAAUAAAUACAUUUAAUUAAAAAAAUAUAAGAGAGAAGGUUGGACGACAGACUUAAGUCUCUGGGAGCAACCUUCAAAGCCAUGUGCUCAGAGCGCUGACAAUCAGAACAGGGAGGACCCACGUGCACUAUGGGAGAUCUGUCGUCAAUAGCUGGGCUCCUGCUAAUUCCUGCCUUGUUGCUUCCAGCUUUGCUAUUGGUCCAUGUGAGCUACUUACUCCAGAGUGGAGGCCCGUGGCAGUUCCAACUCCAGCCCUCAGGAUUACCUGGGCCACUGUUUCCCAACUCCGGUCCUCGAGUAGCCCUAACAGCACACUGUUUUGUUUUAGUCCCGGACAAAACACCUGAUUCAACUUCUCAAAGGUUUGAUGAUAAGUUGACAAGUAGAAUCAGGUGUGAUUGUCUAGGGCCACAACAAAAAGAUGUACUGUUAGGGGUACUCGAGGACCGGAGUUGGGAAACACUGGCUUAAGGCAACUUAUUGGUUCUCAGUGCACCUCUCUCAGCUACUGUAGAUUUGAUUGAGAACCUGAUUGUUUUUAGAUAGAAGUUCCACUUAAGUACUGAUCCAGGACCUGCUGUGUUUUUACUCCUAAAUGUCAUGUUCAGGAUGAGGGUAGCUUAAGCUGAUCCUAGAGCAGCGCUUUGGGGUAACUUAGCCUACUUGACAAAUCUAUAGGACAAGUGACUUGACAUUUGUCGAUCUCUUAGAGAUUGGGUUCCUUAGGGUUGGAACCUGGCAAAAUGGUUUUAAUGGAACUCUGUGACUGCUUUAUAUUUUAAAUGACGAUGAUUAAAAUGUGUAUGCGCUUUCUAACUCAAGCAUCAAUAAUAUAUACAAGACAAACACAAGAUGACACUUUUGAUGUUGCAUAAAGAAUACAAAAUCUCCAUCCUCGUUAUGUUUUUUCCUUCCACCAUCAGUUUUAGUUGAGGUUGACAUUUGUGUAGUUCAAGAGUAACUGAUUUCUUUCAAAUGCAACAUUGAGAAGUCUGCUUUUUAAUAAAACUCCUUACUUCACCAUA
Oncorhynchus keta (chum salmon) is the source of this 8420-nucleotide messenger RNA. Its product is annotated as nucleus accumbens-associated protein 2-like. NCBI's taxonomy places the organism in Eukaryota, Metazoa, Chordata, Actinopteri, Salmoniformes, Salmonidae. Gene Ontology annotation, molecular function: protein binding; RNA polymerase II cis-regulatory region sequence-specific DNA binding; DNA-binding transcription factor activity, RNA polymerase II-specific. The record is from RefSeq and is a predicted model, not a curated record. The transcript is spliced from 6 exons. Gene Ontology annotation, biological process: regulation of transcription by RNA polymerase II. Bases 476 to 2248 code for a protein of 590 amino acids.